AGCGUACUUAAAAUUGGUGUGUUCGUGUGUUUUAUUGCUCUGUGAUUUUCGCUGACAUUUCCAUACAGAAAUUAAUAAAAUUUCUGUAAUUAAGUGCGUGAACUCAUCUCAAUUAAUUGCCGACUUGUUUGAAAUCUGCAGCUUUAAAGUGCAGACUCGGAUCGACUCUAUACGUACCGAACAAUUCCAAUUUAGUAGUAUCAUUAAUCUCAAAGUUUGCAGUGUAAAACUUGCAACAUAAUAUACAGUGUACAAUAAUACAAAGGAAAGAAGAACAACAAUUGUAUAACUUGUAUCAAAAUGGGGAACGUUUUUGGAAAUCUUUUUAAAGGCCUUUUCGGUAAAAAGGAAAUGAGAAUAUUGAUGGUCGGAUUAGAUGCCGCUGGUAAAACCACAAUUUUGUACAAACUCAAAUUAGGCGAAAUUGUUACAACGAUACCUACCAUUGGUUUCAACGUCGAGACUGUAGAAUACAAGAAUAUUAGCUUUACAGUAUGGGAUGUGGGCGGCCAAGAUAAAAUCCGUCCACUGUGGAGGCAUUACUUCCAAAAUACACAAGGUCUUAUAUUCGUCGUUGAUAGCAACGAUAGAGAACGUAUCGGUGAAGCGAGAGAGGAAUUGAUGCGCAUGUUGGCUGAAGAUGAGCUCAGAGAUGCUGUUUUAUUAAUAUUCGCUAACAAACAGGAUCUGCCCAAUGCAAUGAAUGCAGCCGAAAUCACUGAUAAGCUCGGUUUGCACUCACUCAGAAAUCGUAAUUGGUAUAUUCAGGCGACGUGUGCAACCAGCGGCGAUGGUCUCUAUGAGGGUCUGGAUUGGUUAUCUAACCAACUUAAGAAUGCUAAUCGCUAGAUACACAUAAUAAUAUAUUAAUGAAAAAACACCUUUUUGAUUUAAACAUAAAGUUAAUGAAAAUUUGAAUAAAUACAAACAAAAAGCGAAAAAGAAAGCAAGAAAAUCAACUAAAAACGACAUCCUACUGAUCCUUCUUCUCCUCUUAUCCCAACUUCAACAAAAUCAAGCGACAUGCGACGAAUUUCAUUUAGCGGCUGUUGAAAGAAAUAGAAUAGUGAAACCGGAAGAAGAAGGUCAUAGCGUACAGAGAAAAGAAAAGAAUGGAAUUUAAUACCGCUAUUUAAUGAAACUAUCAAUUUCAAAACGAUUCUCUUAUAUAUGUAUGUAUAUGAAUGUUAAGACAACAAUAACAAAUAUCAACAAUGUGUAUCCAAAUGAUAAGAUGAGUUGUGAAAGAAGGGAAGAAAUAUCAAAAAGGACUACAAACAUGGCAUCCACUUCUAAGUAUAAUUUUAGUAUUUCCUAUCUUUAUUUUAUUAAUUGUAAUUUCUAUGAUUAUUAAUUAAAUUUAAUUGAUACAAUUACAACAAAAUAUAAACAAAGGCGAAACACAUACACAUACAACACACAAGCUCUUUAUAUACAAAAACAAAAACAACUAAAAAUAAAUAAAAAUUGUAACAAAAAUGGAAAGACCGAAAAAUAGAUAAGACAUUCGACCAUUUUGAUAAGGAUUGAUAAAAGACGAUUAGUUCGGUAUUUGCUCUACUCCCAUUCUUCUGGCUAUAGACAAGUGGAUAUUAUAAAUUAUUAUUAUCUAAAUACUAAUAAUGAUGCGUAAAUAAAAAAGGAAACAAUUAAAGAAGAGUGAAAUAUAAAAAUUAA
Molecule: messenger RNA, 1677 nt
Organism: Bactrocera neohumeralis
Lineage: Eukaryota; Metazoa; Arthropoda; Insecta; Diptera; Tephritidae
Gene: Arf79F
Product: ADP-ribosylation factor 1
Exons: 5
Coding region: 301-849 (182 amino acids)
Biological process (GO): vesicle-mediated transport; intracellular protein transport
Cellular component (GO): cytoplasm; plasma membrane
Molecular function (GO): GTP binding; GTPase activity
Source: RefSeq, a predicted model, not a curated record